Molecule: messenger RNA, 1532 nt
Organism: Amoebophrya sp. A120
Lineage: Eukaryota; Dinophyceae; Syndiniales; Amoebophryaceae
Source: the annotation of a GenBank genome assembly
CAUUGCCCCACCUUUUCUCUCGUCUCUCUACCUUGUUGAAUAACAAUAAGUAGAAGUUCGCUGAUUGAAAAGACAACUGCAUGUACUAGAAUCCUCGAACCGCACACUACAAAGCGAAACUCACUCACCAUAAUUGCGCUUGUUCCGAACUAAAACUCCGCGCGUCAACUUUCUCGCCUACGUUACAAAAGUCCGUCUCGCUUGUCGUGAGAAACACCCCCACGACAAACAAAAUGCCAUUGCCUCCGCCAUCGAACUACGAGCUGCACUCGGACCUUCCCACUUCUCCGAAGCCGGCUCAAAUGCAGGUACCCACUUCUAUUUGCACUUUUACAUACAAAUGUCCACUGAAUUCCAUUGGAGGUAAUAUUGCUAUUGAAUUGAUGCUAGUUCCAACAUUACUAGUGAGUUUGCUAUAUGUCACCGAGACAGUGACAGCAACCACAAUUAUUAUAAUAGUGCUCAAAAUCAAAAUAUCAAUUCCAUUCAGGUACCGGGGGCGGUUCCGGGCGGGAUCAACAAGUUGAUUCCCAGUGCGUACGCGAUGAAUUCGACCGCCGGGGGCGGGCCCCCCACUCACACCACGUACGAGAUCAAGGAUUUGCCGCCGACGGUCGGAGGCUCUCGGUACGCGGCGAAGAAGAAGGCGGCCGCGACACACGCGGAAGGGCAGGCGGACAGCGCGGUUGUGGUGGACAGUGGACGCGCGUCGCGCCCGUCGAAUUCUGCCAGAGCGACCGCAACCUCUUCGGGGGAUCGGGGAUCGACGAAGUCGGAAAAACCGUCGCGGACGUGCUGCUGCUAAGGUGGUGCACGAGCACGAUUUUUGAUGUUGUGCAAGUAAGAACGACGAGAACGACUUCCUUCAUUAUCAUUCGAUAUCCUUAUCCACAUUUCUCUUGAAGGUAGUGAUCGCGAACGAGAAGGAAGAGGAACAGCAGCACCGACGGAAUCUCACAAAAUGGUCGUGAACUACUGUUUUACUCCUUUCUUUGCAGAUGAGUUGUCGUUCCGCGCUGUUGAUUUACUAGUACGUUUGCAAUUGCGGUGUUGCAAUGUCCUUGGCGCUUACAAAUAUGUUAAAAAAGAUGGCGAUCUUGAUUCAAUAUUUCCAAUCUAUCACACAGAAACUACAGCUAGGAUUCAUCAACAAAAUUAACGAAGGUUUAAUGCAUACAUGAUGACAUAAAAAAAGACAACAAGGGGACGAUAUUAGAUGGCAGGAGGCCAUUAGCUCCCGUACCCACUGUGGCUUCUCUAGCUCUACGAGCACUUCUGCUUUUGCAUUUUCUACAGCAUGAAGUCCAUACAGUUUGCUUUUCUGAUCACCUAUGAUCAGCAUCCGCUCUCCUUCUCUAUAUCUAUUUUCUUCGAGCACAGACAUACUCUUCACAUAAGAAUCAUCUACAUUUCGUCGGUCAUCCUCAUCGCUCCGUCUGAGCCAUGCUACUGUAAUUUUUGCAGAAACUCGCCACUGGAUAAGGACUACGACCAAAUGUUGAAGGUGAUUCGUGUUUAGUAGUCACGGGUGC